UUACUUUGCUGUAAAUCUAUUGUUUAAUAACCAAAAUUCAUCGUUAUCGCCGCCUUCAUCAUCCCCACUUACAACUCUCUCACAAGAAGAUAUUUCUAUAAAUUUGAAAUAUUGUGGUGAACCGAAAUGCAAAUUUAUGUUCGUUUAUGGAGUACUAGGGGAACAAGAAUCUAGACUCAAUUUACAUUUCUCGUCACUUGCAAAAUUAGCAAUAUUCUUAAAUAGAACAUUGGUAUUGACAAAUGUUGGACAUUCUGAAAUGAAUGCGUGUUCUGAUUUUCCGUUUGAGUUUUAUUAUGAUAUCGAACAACUAAAAAAAAAUAUGCCAGGUUUACAAGUUAUUACACAAAAAGAUUUUUAUAAUUGGAUUGGAGAACGUAGUUUUAAACCUAAUGUAACUCUUAGUUACAUGUCACAUAAAGAACCUAGAUUCACAUCAUCAAAACCUUCAACCCAAUUUUUUAAAAAUCCUGAAGAUGAACAAUGUUAUAAUUCAUUAAAUCUCAAACCAAUAGAUUACAAAGAGGUUUAUUGUGGAGCUAAUAUACGUACUAAAGAGUAUCGAGAAGAGAUGAAAAGCUUUUUAAUGAAAGAAUUUGAUACAGACGUUGAAAUAUUAUUGAUAAGGUAUAUUCUUUAUGGAGGUGAAUUUUUGGAAAAAGGAUCAGUUUUAGCUUAUGCAAAACAUAUAGUUGAAGCUAGCAGUAGAGUUGUUAACAAAUUAAAACCUUUUAUUGCCAUACAUUGGAGAAUGGAAUCAGCGGAUGAAGAAUUAGCUCCAAAGUGUUCAUUACAACUUAACCAUCAUUUGGCAAUAAGUUAUUUAAAUUCUUUACUUUCAGUAAAGACAUGGGUAUCAAUGAAAGCACUUGAUUAUUUAUCUGAUGACAAAAGGUUGGAUCAAAAGGCAGUACAACAUGAAUUAAAAGGAGCGGGAGUACAGGGUAUUAUGGAUAAAUUGAUAUUAAUGAACGCAGAUUAUUUUGUUAGUGGUCCAAGUGGUUGUGCCAGAAUACGAAGUUUAAAUUUAAAACAGUUAGUUCAAGAUUUAAGUUCCAAAUGUAAAAAUGUCGAAGAUUUCCAUCAAAUUCCCGAUAAAUAUGACGAUCUUCAAAUUGAGUCAACCACCAUAACCAAGGCUUCAAAAUUAAAUCAAACAAUUACACCGACAACAGCUUCAAAACCGAAAGCAGUAAAGAUAAGACCCAUUCUCAAUUAUCAUGGUAAACCUACCCUUGAACAAAUGCAGGCAUACCAAGACCAGCCAAUUCCAUUCAAAUCUAAAAUGGAAUGUGAAAGUUAUCAUGAACAAAAUGGAAUCUCCUCCAAAGAAUUGUGGAAUUGGUCACCAAUCCGUGUUUUCAUUGGUAUAUGGACGACAGCAAAAGGGCAUAAAAUUCGAAGUAUAGUACGAGCUAUAAAUUUAAAGCAACAAGAAAAUUUGAUUGGCGACAACGUGGAUUUCAAGUUUAUCCUAGGAAGACCACCAAAAGAUGUGUACACACCCGAUUUGAAAUUAAAAUUGACUACUGAGAAUGAUACCUAUGGCGAUCUUGUAAUGCUGGAUAUGGAAGAGAAUAUGAAUAAUGGCAAAGCGUAUUAUUACUGGAAGUGGGUUUGGGAGCACCUCGGUACCAUGAAAUAUGAUUAUGCAGCAAAGGCAGAUGAUGACGUAUUUGUACACUUUCAAAAUCUGGCACUUAACCUUCGACCAUUGCCACGAGAUAAUGUGUAUUACGGAUGUAAGCAUAAGUACUAUAUUACAGGUAUGCUUGUAGUUCUCUCGAUGAAUUAUCCACAUCUGAUUUCAACAACUCCAUUCAACAAAACCGAAUGGAGGGGGGGCGAAGACACAAGGUUGGGAAAAUGGCUAAUUAAUCAUGCAAAUUCAACUUUAAAUCCAAUUGAUGAACAUUGCUUACUUUUUCAAGACCCAAGGAUCCCAGUAUUUUAUGUUGUAGGGAGAAAAUGGGCAUCACCACAAUCAAUUGUCAUACAUUGGUUAAAAGACUUGUAUGCAUGGAAAGGUGUCAUUGAUUUAUACAUUCCAGAUGUUAUAAAAGAUUUGAAAGCAUCAACCAGUGUAGGAAAUUGA
This is a messenger RNA of Entrophospora sp. SA101, 2095 nucleotides long. The record is from the annotation of a GenBank genome assembly. Lineage: Eukaryota; Fungi; Glomeromycota; Glomeromycetes; Entrophosporales; Entrophosporaceae.